Messenger RNA from Triticum urartu, 2227 nucleotides. Its product is annotated as 2-isopropylmalate synthase. NCBI's taxonomy places the organism in Eukaryota, Viridiplantae, Streptophyta, Magnoliopsida, Poales, Poaceae. The record is from RefSeq and is a predicted model, not a curated record.
UCUGGCCCGCCUCAUCAGAAAAAAAAGGGAGGGCGAAAUCCCCACUCUCUCUCCCGAUCCCCGCCGCUGCCUCUCUUCCUCGCCGCCACGCCGCCGAUGCCCGACGCCGAUGGGGUGGAGGGCGCCCGAAAGCUGGCGCGCGGGGCCUUCGCGAAGCUCUCCCAGUACGAUCCCGCCGCGUCCUCCUCGCCGCCCUCCGCUCCCACGGCUGACCUUCCGCAGCUCCUCAGCUGCUGCUUCCAGCUGCUGCGUCGCCUGGACCACGCCGACCCCGGCCUGGCGGCCAGAUGCGUCAGCCUCCUCCGCGCCUUCAUCCACAGCAUCCCCUCCCGUGACCCCGACGCCUCCUUGGCCCCCGCCCUCGAGGUGUGCCUUCAGAAUUUUGUGGAUAUAAGCCAACUGAGGAAUUGCACCAUGCUCAAUGAUGCCAUACAGGAAGAACCAAGGGUCUCUACCAUGGCAAAAUCAUGCCAGUAUGAGCUCCGUGUCAGGCUGGAGCUCAUGUCCCACCAUUUCAUUUCAUCGGUGCAAGAUGAGGCGGAAUUUGAGCAGUUCUUUAGUGCGCUCUCUUGGUCUGAGAAGGCGACGCAGCGCACUCCAGAACUUGGCUUGGCUGGAGCUAUCUCCCUAGUCCGAAAGAGCUACUGGUUUUCUAUGCCUGUUAUUGCACAAGCUCAUUUUGUAUUGCUUGCAUCCAGAUGCGUUGGCAAUGGGGAUCUGAACCUGCAUUUGCAAGUGUUUGAGAAUGCCAUGCAUGCUUAUUUGAUAUACUUGCCAGAUUUGGGUGUUUUUCACAGAACUAAUGCUGCGAAGAGCCUGUUCAGUCGCUUCGCCCACAUGAAACUUCUUAAAUCUUGUAUCCAAGACGCAACUAAUCAGAAGCUAAACUGUCAGGUUAAUAGGCUGCUUUUGUUCUGCAAGGUGCACUGUGAUGAUGGCCGGCAUGUCAAAGAGAGGAAUGCCUUCGAUAUUUUUGUGAGCUUCAUUGAGGAGAACCAGCAUAUCUUUCCGGAACAAUCAAGGCAGGAAGCUGUUAUUGUUGUGAAGAAAAUAGUGUCAAAUAUCCUGGGUUGUGCUAAGCAGAAGGAGACACAUGAAUCGGAUGCUAACGUUUCAGAGGAGAUGAUCUACCUUGCUGCUGUACUUAGGCUAAUGGGUUCCUCUUUUCUAGAGGUUCUUCGCUCUAUUAGGGAAAUGAGGGCUGCAGGUGACAGGCAUCAUGAAAAUCAUAUAUUACUUCGCAUAUCUGAAACCAUCGGCUUACUUGGGCAAUAUGAAGCUAAUGGACUUAACAUACAUGACUUAUUUGGUAUGGCUGAGAAGUCUGUUGACAAGGAAACCACCUCAGUGCUGAUGCUUUUUCAUUUUGCUAGCCUAUUUGCCUUAUGUUUAAGAAUGAGGUUUGGUUUUCUGUGGAAAGCUUGCAUUGUCAUGAUCAUGAUGGCCAUGAAUCUUGUGAUUGAUGAAGAUAGAAGUCUGAGUGCAUUUCAGUUUCUUAUUGCUUCAAAAGAGCUUGCGAUCUAUUCAAUUGACCAAGAGGAUAGUUUGAAGGGUUCUGCUUGUAGAAAAUCUUCUACAUCAAUAGCUUUGCAGUACACUAACGUGCAUAAACGUUGUAUUCAAGAUGAGGCGGGGCCUGAUUGUGUCGAGGACAGCAGGGGUAAAACUGUAGACGGAACAGCCUUUUUCGAGUCCAUUCUGGGAAACAAGAACUCCUCCGAGUGGGGUGAUUUGGUGGAUUAUGUUGAAUGCGAAGAUGGCAUGGAUUAUGCAAGUUGGCUGACGCAGCACAGGAAAUUCAAGGAGUUUAGGGAUGCCAAAUGGAUGAGCAGCAAGCGACCCAGCGCGGACAUGUCAGAGAUAAAGAGGGAAUACGGUGCCAGUAAAAGUAAAAGACUGAAGAAGAAGGCCUCGCGGUGAGUCUUCUCUGGGUGAUUGCAUGGAUUGGGGCCUGAAGAACAGACCGCGAUACCACGGGAGAACAGUGACGCUCACCAUGGAGCCUUGUGUAUAUAUAGUUGUUAUGGGCUCCUUUUAGGGAAAGACCUAGGGAUAGUUUGUUUUGCUGAAGUGCUGAUUAGUGGAUCGUUUUUAACCGUUAAUAUCUGUGCUGUACUCUCCUGAAGCUUGGCAUGUAUCCGUGUCUGUCUGUUGAAAUGUAUCUCUGUGCCGUACAAGCUGGAUAUUACUGCCCCCACUCUAGAUCUGAGAUUUGUAAGUUGGAUUA